AAAAAAUAAAGACUUGUUAUAGAAGUGUAUCUAAAGUUUCUCCCAGCCUCUCCAAAACAGAUAAGGCAGCGUCUAUCGCUACCGAGACUCCAUACUAACACCAUGGCCUCCCAAGUUCUCCCUCAGGCACUGCAUAUGUUCCCCAUAAACCAAGUCAAUUCAUUUCAUCCAAUUAAGAACCAAGGGUUCUCUGCAUUUCUGUCUCGUGGUCCUUCUCCAUUAACCACUUCCAAGGUUUCAGUGUCUGGGUCUCAUUUGAAAUUCCCUGUCGGGUCCAGUCUCGGUUGUUUUGCUCGAAGGGAUUUCAUUGUGAGAGCAGAAUCUAACCCUGAAGCUGAAGCAAAUGAAAAUGGUGUUGAAGAACCCGAAAUGAGAGCUGAAUCCGGAGAGGAAGGAGAAGAUGAGGUUGAAGAAGAGAAACCCAGGGAGCCAUAUAAACUCCGGGCUAAACUUGGUGAUAUUAUGGGGAUACUGAAUAAAAGAGCAAUUGAAGCAUCAGACAAGGAAAGGCCAAUUCCAGAUCUUAGGACUGGUGAUAUUGUAGAGAUUAAAUUGGAAGUUCCGGAAAACAAGCGUAGGCUGUCAGUGUACAAAGGUAUAAUCAUAUCUAAACAAAAUGCCGGUAUCCACACCACCAUUCGAAUUCGGAGAAUUAUUGCUGGCGUUGGAGUUGAGAUUGUAUUCCCUGUUUACUCGCCAAACAUAAAGGAGAUUAAAGUCGUCAAACACCGGAAAGUGAGGAGGGCGAGGCUGUAUUAUCUAAGAGAUAAGCUUCCCAGGUUGUCAACUUUCAAAUGAGAGAUUCCCUCCAAAUUACAGGCAGUUUCUUAGUUGCAUACAUGUUGUAAGAGCUUUAAUUCUAUGAGUUGAUCUCUUUUCCUUCUGGUGUAAGAUAUUGUCGAAAGCUCCGAGUUGAUUUCGGCAACAACUGAGUCCACAUCUUCAAUUAUCUACUGAAUCAUUUCAAUCUUGCUAUUUGUUAAUACUCUUAUCUUGCCUUCAAGCAAAGCUUCUUUCUUUA
Hibiscus syriacus is the source of this 1021-nucleotide messenger RNA. RefSeq names its product 50S ribosomal protein L19-1, chloroplastic-like. The record is from RefSeq and is a predicted model, not a curated record. Gene Ontology annotation, molecular function: structural constituent of ribosome. Gene Ontology annotation, biological process: translation. NCBI's taxonomy places the organism in Eukaryota, Viridiplantae, Streptophyta, Magnoliopsida, Malvales, Malvaceae. The coding region runs from base 103 to 798 and encodes 231 amino acids. The transcript has 5 exons. Gene Ontology annotation, cellular component: ribosome.